AUGGUCGACCGGUUGCCGGAACAGAAGGCCGCUCGGAAAUGCAUACAUUUUUCAAUAACAAGCUAUUCGAAGACAACACUGAGUCAGCGAAAUCAAAUCGAUCGUCAACAAUCGGAGAAGGUACUAACGUUGAUUGGUUACCAACUGGCUUACAAGGUCGAAGACGGAGCGCUUUUGUCAGCUCUCCUAAAGUCCUUGCGUUCACGUUGUCCGGACUGA
Messenger RNA from Haemonchus placei, 219 nucleotides. The record is from the annotation of a GenBank genome assembly. Lineage: Eukaryota; Metazoa; Nematoda; Chromadorea; Rhabditida; Trichostrongylidae.